This is a messenger RNA of Diaporthe citri, 1017 nucleotides long. RefSeq lists its product as uncharacterized. Bases 1 to 1017 code for a protein of 338 amino acids. The transcript has a single exon. Gene Ontology annotation, cellular component: fungal-type cell wall. Gene Ontology annotation, biological process: fungal-type cell wall polysaccharide metabolic process. NCBI's taxonomy places the organism in Eukaryota, Fungi, Ascomycota, Sordariomycetes, Diaporthales, Diaporthaceae. The record is from RefSeq and is a predicted model, not a curated record.
AUGAAGCGGACAACAGCAACAUCAGCCCUAGGGGCAAGCAUACUAUUCCUGCCUCUGGCUAUCUCGCAGGCAUCGGGAUCUGCAUCAAAACGAGGCCUUGCAUACAUCGGCGACUCACACCAGGGCGAUGUCAACCUCCUACUCUCUCCCAACUCCAGGAUAUCGUGGUAUUACACAUGGUCCGCCAGCCAAGUCCCGAACGUGAACUCGACCCUCGCGUUCGUGCCUCUGAUCCACGGCGUCGACGAUGCAUCAUCACCGGACGUCCAGGGGGCUAUCAGUGCCCUUCCAGCAUCCUCGACUCAUUUGCUCGCGUUUAAUGAGCCCGACGGAACUACUUCCAGUGGUGGAAGCUCCAUUUCUCCCUCAGACGCGGCACGGUCGUACAUAGACCACAUCGUCCCGUUACGAACCUCAUCCUCGCGCAGCUGGAACAUCUCCCACCCCAGCGUGACGGGGUCCGGGAACGGGCUGGACUGGCUGCGGGAUUUCAACGAGGCCUGCUGGGACAUCGACCCGGACAACGGCUGUCCGACCGAUUUUGUGGCCCUGCACUGGUACGGCAACUUCGAGGGCCUGGCGUCGUGGAUAGGUACGAUAAGAGAGUAUUAUACCAACUCGUCGGAUAGCGGCGCGGUGGACCCAGACAACCUCAAGUUCUGGAUCACGGAGAUGGCCCUGCCGCAGCAGGACGAGGACGACACGGUGGCCAUGAUGAACCAGAGUUUGACCUACCUCGAUGGGCUUGACUAUGUGGAACAUUACUCCUGGUUUGGGGCCUUCCGGAAGGACAACGAUGUGAAUGGAUGGGUGGGCGAUAACGUGGCCCUGUUCAACGACGACGGUGGGCUGACAGACGCCGGCGCUCUGUACCUGGGCGGCGAGGAGGCCGGGUUUGAGGAGGGCAUGAAGGGCAGUGCGAGUAGCCUUGGAGGCAGUGGGAGCGGCAGUGGUCUUCUGCGUGCGUCGCUGCUGGCAGUGUUCGUGGCUGCCAUGGCCACGGCGGUGAAUCUCUGA